AUGUUAACUCCCAUUGAUCAGACCAUAUAAAACGAAAUGAUUAACCAUAUUAAAUUCAGACGAAACCAAUUGUCCGAUCGUUCAACACAAGUUAAGGACAAAUCUGUAAAUAGAUGACAUCAAAUUUCGUGCUAUAAGCCAUGAAUAUUAAGUCUAGAAGACUCGGUGGCUCUAAGAAGGUAACAAUCAUUGGUGGUGGAGUUGGUGGACUGACAUUGGGUGCUAAACUGGCUCAAAAGGAUUUCGAUGUUACCAUUUACGAGAAAAACUCUGACUGUGGAGGUCGAUGUUCGCGAGUUCAUCAAGAUGGAUAUGCCUUUGAACAAGGAGCUAUUUUGUAUUUGUUUGACGACAUUUACAAGAGAACCUUUAGAGAGCUUGGUGAAUCUAUGGAUGACCAUGUUAAGUUGAUUGAACAUGAAGAUCAUCAUCAAGUCUUUUUCGAGAAUGAUAAAUUUGAAUACUCAAACGACAGGACACGUUUAGCUCAAGAAAUUGAGAGGAUCGAACCAUGUGGUAAUGCCAGAGAAAAGUUGGAUAAUUUUUGCAAUGAAUGUAAAUGCAUCGAGAAAUUUGUUACCGAAAAUGUUUUCUAUCGAACUUAUGAUACUAUUUGGCAAAUGCUUUGGUUCUGCAUUGCGAAUCUAAUCACUAAUAUCAAGAUCUUAUGGACAGCACUCAUGUAUUCAAUGCAUAGCAGUGUUAACCGGUAUUUUAAAAACGACUUAGUCUGCCAAGCUCUAACCUUGCAAUCUCUUUAUUUUGGAAUAUCACCAUACACUGGUUCAUCUCUAUUCAGUAUUUUGGUUGCUUAUGAAAUAGCGUCAGGCCUUAAAUAUCCUCAAAAAGGAAUGGUGAGCAUCGUUGAUGCUUUGGAAGCGAUUGCCAUUAAGAAUGGAGUGAAGAUACAAAAAAAUAAAGGAGUUGACAAGAUUUUAAUAGACAGAAGUAAUAAAGCAACUGGUGUUAAACUGGACGAUGGCACUAUUGUCUCAUGUGAUAUUGUUGUUUCCAAUGCUGAUUUAACUUACACUUAUAAUGCUCUUCUACCGCCAACUAAAUAUGCAGUUGAAUUGACCAAAAAAGACCAUGUUCCAUCAACGAUUACUUUUUUCUGGGGAAUGGAUUCCAGAAUUAAGGGACUCAAAAGUCACAAUAUAUUUAUACCUUCCGACUACAGAAAACUGUUUGAAGAUAUUCACGACAAGAAGACAAUUCCUGAUGAUCCAUCAAUUUUCAUUCACAUUGCCAAUCGCAUGGAUCCAGAUUUGGCUCCUGAUGGUAAGGACGCACUGACCGUUAUUGUUCCCAUCGGAGAAAUGGCCGGUUUACGAGGCGGUUUCGAGAAAAAGGUUGAAAAAGUGAAGAAAAAGGUAAUUGCAAAAUUGGAACAUAAAUUGGGAAUAAAGGAUUUCGCCAGCAAGAUUGUUACAGACAUACAACCAGAAACACCAGAUUCGUGGCAAAACAAAUUCAAUUGUUGGGGAGGAACCAUUUUAGGGAUCUCUCACAGUUUAACCAAUUUACUUUACUUUCGACCUCAACAAAGGUGUUCAGAGUUUUCAAAUGUUUACUUUGUUGGUGCUUCAACUCAACCUGGUGCUGGAGUUCCACUAGUUAUGUGCUCAGCUCUUUCGUUGGUCCCUAAAAUUGAAGCCGAUCUCGCCAAGUCAAAGCUUCGUUUCCAAUGAAAAGUUUCAUCCUCUCAUCAUAUUUCAAACCACAACAGUCAAAGUUUUUUACAUAUAUUUUUUGGUGAUAUUUUUCUACUUACCCAGAAACCAAGUAAAAGUAUUAUCCAAAGGGCCAACAAUGUCGCGAAAAAAAUCAAAUUUGUUUGAAUGACAUGUUAAAAUCAAUUAACGUGAUUCAUAAUUUGAGUUACAUUUUCAGCUUAAUAGACUGAAAUUGAAAUACAGUUUAGACCAGCAAAACACGAAUAAUUAAUAACGGUAAAAAACAAAUAAGCUUAAGCUUCUUUUGUUCAUUUGCAACUUUCAAUGUUGAAAAUCAAUUUAGUGUAGUGAUCAGAUCAGACUAUAUCGAAAGGAUUGAUUUCAGUUAUACUCACAAGGUACCCGAUAUGGUACAAUUUUUUCGAGCUUAUAUUGUAUUAAAGAGAAUAGAGGUUGAACAAAUCAAGAAAUGUUACUUUAUCUUUCGUUUAUCAUCAGACAUUUGCAUAUGAAAUGAGACAAAUGAAGCUUGCCAAUGUAAAGUAUUAAUAACGAACUUGUUAAAUAGUUUAAUGAAAAAUUUUAUACAAUUGAUCAAUAAAAUCUUGCACUUUAAGAACCUAAA
Tetranychus urticae (two-spotted spider mite) is the source of this 2301-nucleotide messenger RNA. RefSeq lists its product as uncharacterized. Gene Ontology annotation, biological process: carotenoid biosynthetic process. Lineage: Eukaryota; Metazoa; Arthropoda; Arachnida; Trombidiformes; Tetranychidae. The record is from RefSeq and is a predicted model, not a curated record. Gene Ontology annotation, molecular function: oxidoreductase activity.